Molecule: messenger RNA, 3942 nt
Organism: Dipodomys spectabilis (banner-tailed kangaroo rat)
Lineage: Eukaryota; Metazoa; Chordata; Mammalia; Rodentia; Heteromyidae
Gene: Slc20a2
Product: solute carrier family 20 member 2
Exons: 12
Coding region: 597-2549 (650 amino acids)
Biological process (GO): phosphate ion transmembrane transport
Cellular component (GO): membrane
Molecular function (GO): phosphate transmembrane transporter activity
Source: RefSeq, a predicted model, not a curated record
GAAUCAGAGGAAAAGAGCCCUUGGACAAAGUAUGGGCCACCAAACUGGUUAGAACGCAAGAUACACACCACUACACAGGGACCUUACCUUGGAAAUAGCACGAUUGGCUUCCAUGUCAUCUUUGAAAAUGGAGAUGACCCUAGUUUCAGCGUGUCCUCAAUAGAGACCAACAGACCAGGUUUAUUCCUUCAAGAAGCCUCUCAAAGCCUGUGGGGUGGCAGCUGUUUCCAGAAGGAAAUAGCAUCCCAAGAAUAGACUGGAUGGCCAAGAACUCAUAUGGAAGAAUGGUACACAGCAGAAGAAAAGUUGAAUUUCAAGCAACAACUUCAAUGCCAUGAGGCAACAUCACAGCUUUCCCAGUCUGAGAGAAAAAAUAUGGAAUGUGUUUUACCGCUGACUGAACACAACCAAAUGAACUGUACUGACAGUAGUUUGAAAACCAACAGUUAGCAGUUUGUUCCAGCUCCAACAUUGCCUGGCACUUUCCAGAGCAAACUGUUUACAAGAACUCUCAGUGUUACAAACUUAUUAACCUCAAGCUUUGUUUAUUUAAAAUAUUUCUGUGAAAGAAAAGUCCUUGGAAUUCAUCUUCCAGAAUGGAUAUGAAUGAAUAUUUGUGGAUGGUCAUUUUAGGUUUUAUUAUAGCUUUCAUCUUGGCAUUUUCUGUUGGUGCAAAUGAUGUUGCCAAUUCCUUCGGUACUGCUGUGGGCUCUGGUGUGGUGACCUUGAGACAGGCGUGCAUUCUGGCAUCAAUAUUUGAAACUAUUGGCUCUGUGCUACUGGGAGCCAAAGUAGGAGAGACUAUCCGUAAAGGCAUCAUUGAUGUGAAUCUGUACAACGAGACAGUAAAAACACUUAUGGCUGGGGAAGUGAGUGCAAUGGUUGGUUCAGCCGUUUGGCAGCUGAUUGCAUCCUUCCUGAGACUUCCAGUUUCAGGAACUCACUGCAUUGUUGGCUCCACUAUAGGAUUCUCACUUGUUGCAAUUGGUACAAAGGGUGUGCAGUGGAUGGAGCUUGUCAAGAUUGUUGCUUCUUGGUUUAUAUCUCCACUGUUGUCUGGUUUCAUGUCUGGCGUGCUGUUUGUACUGAUCAGAAUGUUCAUCUUAAAAAAGGAAGACCCCGUUCCCAAUGGUCUUCGAGCACUUCCUCUGUUCUAUGCUGCUACGAUAGCAAUAAAUGUCUUUUCCAUCAUGUACACAGGAGCACCAGUGCUGGGCCUGACUCUCCCGGUGUGGGCAAUAGUGCUCAUUUCCUUUGGUGUGGGUCUGCUGUUUGCCCUCUUUGUGUGGCUCUUUGUGUGUCCAUGGAUGCGGAGGAAAAUAGCAGGCAAAUUACAAAAAGAAGGUGCUUUAUCACGAGUAUCUGACGAAAGCCUCAGUAAAGUCCAAGAAGUGGAAUCUCCUGUCUUUAGGGAGCUUCCAGGUGCCAAGGCCAAUGAUGACAGCACUGUCCCUCUCACGGGGCCACCUGGGGAGACCACAGGGGCCUUAGAGGGCACGUCUACAGGGAAGCACCCACGGGCCUCGUAUGGAAGGGCGUUGUCCAUGACACCCAGCUCUGCCAAGUCUCCCGUCUCCAACGGCACAUUUGGCUUCGACAGCCACACAAGGAGUGACGGCCACGUGUAUCACACAGUUCACAAAGACUCGGGGCUCUACAAGGACUUGCUGCAUAAGAUCCACGUGGACCGGGGCUCCGAGGAGAAGCCGGCCCCCGAGAACAACUACCGGCUGCUGCGGCGCAAUAACAGCUACACCUGCUACACCGCAGCCAUCUGUGGGAUGCCUGUGCACGCCACUUUCAAGGCAGCUGACUCAGCCUCGGCCCCAGAGGAUAGUGAGAAGCUGGUAGGGGACACUGUGGCCUAUUCUAAGAAGAGACUUCGCUAUGACAGCUACUCCAGCUACUGCAAUGCGGUAGCGGAAGCAGAGAUCGAGGCUGAGGAGGGCGGUGUGGAGAUGAAGCUGGCAUCAGAGCUUCCAGACCCUGAUCAGCCUCGGGAGGACCCUGCAGAGGAGGAACAGGAGAAGGAUGCCCCUGAGGUCCAUCUGCUGUUCCAUUUUCUGCAAGUCCUCACAGCCUGCUUUGGGUCCUUCGCACACGGAGGCAAUGACGUGAGUAAUGCCAUUGGUCCCCUGGUGGCUUUGUGGCUGAUUUAUAAACAAGGUGGAGUAAUGCAAGAAGCAGCCACUCCUGUCUGGCUGCUGUUUUAUGGUGGAGCUGGAAUCUGCACAGGUCUCUGGGUUUGGGGGAGAAGAGUGAUCCAGACCAUGGGGAAGGACCUCACUCCCAUCACACCAUCCAGUGGCUUCACCAUUGAGCUGGCCUCAGCCUUCACCGUGGUGAUCGCCUCCAACAUCGGGCUUCCUGUGAGCACAACACACUGCAAGGUGGGAUCAGUAGUUGCUGUGGGCUGGAUCCGCUCCCGGAAGGCCGUGGACUGGCGCCUCUUCCGGAACAUCUUUGUGGCCUGGUUUGUGACUGUCCCGGUGGCAGGGUUAUUCAGCGCUGCUGUCAUGGCUCUUCUCAUGUAUGGGAUCCUUCCAUAGGUGUGACUUGUCUUCCUCCCACCAGUAAAUAAGUAAAAUGGUAGAUAGUCUAGCAUGGGUGUGCGGGAGGUAUGUGCCCUGACAUAUCUCUUUUCUUUCUCACACAUGCACACGCACAUGCGUGCACACGCUCACAUGCAUGGCUGUCUCCCAUUCAGCCCUGCACAUCCCUUUCAGAUGGCCCCAUGCCACACUGCUCUCCCAGGCUGCAGAGGUUCAUCUUCCAGAGCUAACUUAACUACUGUACAUAGUAGUAUGUAUUAAACUGGUAUCGUGGUGAUAUGUGGUGCAGUUACUUAUAUAUUAAAUAUAUAUUAUAUAUACCAAAUAGCAUUAUUUCAAACGUACUCAAGAUGGGAGUGGAGACUAUUGCCUAGAAUUCAAUAUUCAAUAAAUCUUGUACAUAAUUUCAGUGGCAAAUGUUAAGAACAUUUUGGAAACGAAGUGUAGAUUGGAAAAUAAUUUCUUUUUCCAACUGGUAUUUUUUUUUCCCUUUUCUAUACUGUAAAAAAGUGAGCUAGCAGAUCCGGGUUACAGUCAGGCCAGUGUACACAGGCCUGCAUGUACCAUGUAAAACUGGGCCAGGGGCUCACAAGUGCUUUCCUGGCAGAAUGUGUUCACAUAGUACAAAUGGGUUACUGUACAAUAUAUCAUACUUUCUUUUGUAAAUACUUAAAACUGUAAUUUUAAUGGUGUGCUUCCCUUAUACAUUUUUGAUCAGAGGAUUUUGGAAGUACCAAAGAAGCAGGGGAAUAGUUUGCCAGUAUUAGAUUUCUUGUUGUCUCCCUUGUCACUCAUCACUCCCAUUUGCCUGGGUGUGGAAGACCAGCCAAGCUCUUAUCCGCCAAGAGCAAAGUGUGUGGCUGAGUACCAGCUGCCCACCAUGUACACGUCCCAUUGUGGAUUCCCACCUCAUCAGCAGCCCCCCUGCUGCCACAUACCAGAUACCAGUCAGCACUACAGUGGCCUUUCACUGUCACCAGCGUGGAGAAUGUACAGGUACAGGAUGAGGGCUAAGCACUACAUAUCAAAUCCCAGUGAAACUUCCAUCCCUGUUUUCCCCUGCAGUUGAAAAGUUGAGAUCUUGUCUCAAAUAUUAAAGCCAGUGAGGCUUUUUGUGUGCUUUCACGUUCUAGAAAUUUGGGUGCUGAGGAAUUCAAAAUACACUGGGUUUGAGUUCCUUGGGGCCUUUACUAAUCAGAACAGCUGAGGCUCAUAGAGAGCACUGGAUUCUCUGUUGCUAGCAAGAGGGAGGAAGUAGAACUAAUGUAAGAGCUUGACACUUUGGAAAUGCUGCUAAAAUUUUUAUAUUGACAAACAUUUUCUUGGUACUUCAUUGUGAUUUUUCAUUAAUCAACCAUAAUAAAUUUAUAAUAAAAAGUACCCCUCAAAA